This is a messenger RNA of Serinus canaria (Common canary), 1537 nucleotides long. It is a transcript of the gene TSNARE1, whose product is annotated as t-SNARE domain containing 1. The transcript is spliced from 14 exons. Lineage: Eukaryota; Metazoa; Chordata; Aves; Passeriformes; Fringillidae. Gene Ontology annotation, cellular component: SNARE complex; membrane; endomembrane system. The record is from RefSeq and is a predicted model, not a curated record. Gene Ontology annotation, biological process: vesicle-mediated transport; intracellular protein transport; vesicle fusion. The coding region runs from base 251 to 1126 and encodes 291 amino acids. Gene Ontology annotation, molecular function: SNARE binding; SNAP receptor activity.
ACGAUGGGCGGGGCCUCAGCGAUCACGUGAUGUUUGGGUGCCGGCGGUGACGGGCGCGCGGCGGCAGGAACAAUACUGCUGAGCUGGGCCUUGGGUCCAUUGGGUUAUUGCUGCCAAGUUCCCAACAAGUGGCUCCACAGCACAGCAGAAUAAAAUUGUGGAUUAGAAGAAAGUUGUGUGUGCCCAGGAGAGCAGGACUUGGGAAGCACCUGGUUUGAAGUGUAAUCCAGCAUCCAUCACUAUCCAGAAAAUGUCUUAUGGAUCCAUUGAUGGGAGUGGAUUUGGGAGCAGGAACCCAUUUGGAGGCCCUUCCAGACAAGGCUAUCAACCUCUAGCCACCCAGAUUGAUCCCAGUGAACUGCAGGAACUUUUUCAGGAGACUUCAGCCAAUGUCUUCCGAAUUAACUCCAAUGUGACCUCUCUGGAAAGAAGUCUUCGAUCCCUGGGGACCUCAAACGAUACUCAAGAGCUGCAGGAUGGACUGCAUGCCACCCAGCAGGAGACUAAUAAAACCAUCACGACUAGCACCAAAGCCAUCAAGCAGCUGUCUGAGGUUGUCAGAGGCUCAUCCAGGCAAGAAAGGCUUCAGCUGGACAGGCUGAAGAACCAACUCUCAGAUGCCAUCCAGAGAUACGGAGCUGUGCAGAAAAAAAUAGCAGAGAAAUCCAAAUCUUUGCUUCCUACUGGGCAGAGAAGCACCAAACAGCAGAGCCCUAAGGCCCCCUUCUCUGACCUUCCUGAUGAUGAGAAGAUCUUUAACGGAGGCGAUGGCGUGUGGCAGAACCAGGGCCAGGACCAAGCCUUGCUCUCGGAAAUCACGGAGGAGGAUUUGGAAGCCAUCCGCCAGCGGGAAGAGGCCAUCCAGCAGAUUGAGAGUGACAUGUUGGAUGUGAACCAGAUCAUCAAAGACCUGGCCUCCAUGGUGCACGAGCAAGGAGACACAAUAGAUAGCAUUGAAGCCAACAUUGAGGCCUCUUCUUCCAACGUAGAAUCAGCCAAUGAGCAGUUGGCAAAAGCAAGUCAGCACCAACUACGAGCCAGGAAGAUGAAGUGCUGCCUCCUCUCCAUCGCCUUGGCUGUUCUGCUGCUCGUGGUCAUCAUCAUCGCGGUCUCCGUCAAGCGCUGACCUGGCUGAGCUUUGCACAGAGCCUGUGGUCACCCUGGGAAGUGGAAUGGAUUCUCAAGGCACUGCACAUUCAGGCCCCACGUCCGUGUCUGCAUUUCUGAUCGCGUCAUAUUAAACCUGCUAUAACCAACAAGCACUAAUUGUAUCAAAGAAAAGCUAAGUUUUAUACUGUGUGUUGGCAUCCUUGUGAAUAAUUUUGCCUAUUUUUCCCCCCUCUUCAUCAUAGGCAUGUUUUACCUUAUGUUACAGAUUUUAAUUAUACCCCCUGUAUCUGAGGAAUUCUAUUUCUUUGCCUCCAGAUUUGCUAUAGAAUGUGCUGUGAGACAAGUAGCUGUUAAUUCAUCUCUGUUGUUUGUGUUUUUAACAUGCUCCUGAUCUCCAAUUCUGCUCAUUUAAAACCGUGAAAGUCAA